CGCUCCAAAGAAAGCGGUGGAUAACCCAGACGUCAGACGCGGAGAAACUUGCACCUCAGAACACUUCCUCACCUUUUCGGGGACUCUUCUUCGUCGUCGUCCAGACUACCAGUCAACGACGACCGCCGUCGCUUCCCGGGACUUGGGAUCCGGAACCAUGGCCGAGAAGCGGCGCUCGCCGUGCGCGCUGAGCGUCAAGGCGCACGCCUUCUCCGUGGAGUCGCUCAUCGGGGCCGAGAAGAGGCGCAGGACGGCGGGGGAAGGGGCGACGUCGCCCGGCUACGACGUUCCGAAGGCGAACGCCGGUCCGGAGCUUCAGCCGGCGGCCAGAGCCUACGGGAGCGAAGCGGAAUACGCCAGCGACGGAUCCCAGAGCGAAGACGCGCUCCUGGAGAGUCCGCAACCCGCAGCUGUUAGCGGCAGCGGGAGCGAAGACCCACGCGUGGAACUGCAGGGCUCGGACCUGUGGAAACGCUUCCACGAGAUCGGCACGGAGAUGAUCAUCACCAAGGCCGGAAGGCGGAUGUUCCCGGCCAUGCGCGUCAAAAUGUCCGGUUUGGACCCACAUCAGCAAUAUUACAUCGCGAUGGAUAUCAUCCCAGUGGACAACAAGCGAUACAGGUACGUGUACCACAGCUCCAAGUGGAUGGUGGCGGGCAACGCCGACUCGCCAGUGCCGCCCCGGGUCUACAUCCACCCGGACUCGCCCGCCUCCGGGGAGACGUGGAUGCGGCAGGUGGUCAGCUUCGACAAGCUCAAGCUCACCAAUAACGAGCUGGACGACCAGGGACAUAUAAUCCUGCACUCCAUGCACAAGUACCAACCACGGGUGCACGUGAUCCGGAAGGAGUGCGGCGAGGAGUUGUCCCCGGUAAAGGCCGUACCCGUCGGCGAGGGCACGAGAACCUUCUCCUUCCCCGAGACCGUGUUCACCACCGUCACGGCGUACCAGAACCAGCAGAUAACCAGGCUGAAAAUUGACAGAAACCCUUUUGCCAAAGGCUUCAGAGACUCUGGAAGGAAUCGGAUGGGCCUCGAAGCCCUGGUGGAGUCGUACGCUUUCUGGCGGCCAUCUUUGCGAACGCUGACCUUUGAGGACAUACCCGGUAUGGCCAAACAAGGAGUCCAGGGACCCCACGGAGGUGUCGGCGCGUCGUCCCACUUGCUCCCACCCUCGCCGUGCUCGUCACCCUUCCAGGUGUGCCCCCUCAGCCCGAGCGACUUCACCUGCAGCCGCCCGGCCCUCCCGCUCCACCGCUACGCCACCCCUCCGGAGCCGUUCCCCCCACCCCGGGGCCCGCCGCCCUACGAGGGCGACGCCUUCUGCACCCUCCCGCUCUCGACGUCGCAACUGAGCUACCUGUCCGGCCCCGCCCCGCAGGGCUACGCCGGGCUCCGCCUGCACACGUCUCCCUACGGCUUAUACGGCUACACCUUCCCGCCGUCGCCCCGCCUGGCCGCCAGCCCGGACAAAACGAGCGCCGGCGCCAGCCAACCGAGCACCCUGCUGGGCUCGUCCCCGAGUGGGACGCUAACGGACAGCCUGGGGUUGCUCGCCACGGGACAACAGGGCUUCUUAUUCGACUCUCGAACUUUGGGGCUGGCAGGGAGCCCGUCGGGGAGCGGGGGCCCGCAAGUCGCCGCCCACCUGGUUUGACGGACAUCUGAAAAUGUCACCAAGGGAGGUUUUCAAAGGUCGACCAUCGAGCGAUGAUUAAACACCCAACCGGUUUGUGUUGCCGAGCGCUUCUCCUCAUUUGGGUGAGUGGGAGCCUCUCUCAAUUGACUUUGGGUUGAAAAGAAGGGUACACCCCGGACUGGUCACCAGCCAAUCCCACAGAUCAUACAAUGACAGCGGUGAAAGCUGCAAGUGAAUAUAUUGAGGAGGCGGAGGCCGUGUGACUUGACGUGAGCACUUUGUUCUUGUUGGGAAGGAGAAGCUAAACUCUGCUUGCCUCUCAAGGGACGACAUCCAGUAUUCCAUAAUUCUAAUAAUAAUAAUUUGCUUUUCAUGACAUACGCAUUGAGUGAGUCAACUUACAGGCUCGAUUGACACAUCAGGUCUAAAUUCCCAUUCAGGCUGGAUUUACACUGUAUUGUAUUCCAAUUUUAUCCGUACUUUUUUUUUUUUUUUUUAAACAUUAUUGAUAUCAAUUUCAAAUGACAUAGUGUAUAAAAAUAGAAUUAAAUGAAUAACAAAAACAA
This is a messenger RNA of Hippocampus zosterae (dwarf seahorse), 2205 nucleotides long. RefSeq names its product T-box transcription factor 18 (gene tbx18). The transcript has 8 exons. Gene Ontology annotation, cellular component: nucleus. The coding region runs from base 158 to 1657 and encodes 499 amino acids. Gene Ontology annotation, molecular function: RNA polymerase II cis-regulatory region sequence-specific DNA binding; DNA-binding transcription factor activity, RNA polymerase II-specific. Gene Ontology annotation, biological process: regulation of transcription by RNA polymerase II; somitogenesis; morphogenesis of embryonic epithelium. Lineage: Eukaryota; Metazoa; Chordata; Actinopteri; Syngnathiformes; Syngnathidae. The record is from RefSeq and is a predicted model, not a curated record.